Molecule: messenger RNA, 534 nt
Organism: Cotesia congregata
Lineage: Eukaryota; Metazoa; Arthropoda; Insecta; Hymenoptera; Braconidae
Source: the annotation of a GenBank genome assembly
AUGAAUCAAAAAAAGGCUACUGUUAAAGAAUCAUUCAGUUACGUUCAAUUGAAGAAGAAAAAACCUGUUGGAUAUCCGGAUAAGGAGCGGCAAUUGAUUGCCAGAGUUGUUUACUACAAGCGUUUUAACGCACAGCGAGUUAUUGUCAAACAGAAUCAUCCCGCGGAAUUUAUGUAUUUUAUUGUCCAAGGAGAGGUCGAGUUGAGUAAAAUUGAGAAGGAUUACAUUACUGGAGAUAUGAAAGAAAUACAUACAGGAAUUUUAGGGCCCGGUGACAUAUUCGGUGAAGUUGCGCUUUUACAUUCAAUUUUACGGUCAACAACUAUUAUCACAAAAACGGCUGUAGAUUUGAUCUGUCUUCAUAAAACUGAUUUUGAUCGGCUGUUAAAAAAUAUUUUACUGCAAAACUGGACCAUUUUGCAAGACGCGUUGGUUAAUUUUAAUUAUUUCAAGUCUUGGGACGACACUACUGUCAGAGAAUGCUGUAUUUUGAGUCAUACACAGUGUCUUCGCCCAAAAUCAAUAAGUAAAUAA